CUCAGAUAUCUUCGAGGCUUAGGGUUUUCCCGAGCAGUGUCCACUUGGCUUCUAAAAGCUCAUCAAACUCGAAUUGACGCCAGACCACAACAAAAAGGAUAACUCCAUUCUUCUUUCUGCACACGCAUUUGCAGCAUUUUUGGUUGUUGUUGUUGUUGCUGUUGUUUGAAUUGACAUUAUAAAGAAGAACAUUAUGAAGUUUACGACGAAAGCACUGCUUGGGUUCUUAGUCGCCGCGCUGGCGACGACGACGGCGUCGGUGCGGGCACAGGAGUUUGACGACGACGCCGAGGAUGCGAUCGCGCCCAAGUUUGUGCUCGAGACCAAGUUCCUGGACAGCACGAGUCCGUUGACGCCCGUGGUGCUCAACACCGUGUCGACCAAUCUCGAGAUCUCGCUCGCGAACGAUGAGGAGAACGAGGCUAUCGUGCAGAUUGCUGGUGGGGCACUCUUCCAGGUUGGCAAGGAUGUUCCGUUUGAGAACAUCACCGCAACCCGUGUGGGUCCUAUCCAGAUUCCGCCUCACUCGAAGGUCCCGGUCCCGUACAGCUUUGUCGUCGACGUCGAGCCUAAGGAGUAUUUCCUUAGAAUCGUGCUGGUGAUUGAGUACGAGGGCCAGCUUGUCCAGUACCUUAGCUACAACUCGACCGUUUAUGUCGAGGACCCGCCUCUUUCGAUCUUUGAUCCUCAGAUGCUCUUCUUGUACCUUAUCCUCAUUGCCUUGUUCGGCGCCGCUGGAUACUACACCUUCACUUCUUACAUCCAGCCCAAGUACUUCCCCAAGAAGAAGGCCACCAAGAAGCGCGCCGCCCCUGCCGCCGCUUCCACCGUCACCGCCGAAUCCGCAGCGCAGUCUACGAGCGUCAACGCCAAGGGCUACGACGAGAGCUGGAUCCCCGAGCACCAUUUGCGGUCGAAGAGCCCCAAGCCGCGCGCUGUCAAGAAGACCGGCAAGAAGGCUACAAAAUAGAUAAUUGAGAAUCACUUCUCUUUGUAAUAUUUUUUGUCGCCCGCGGUGGUGGAAUUGUGGGUGGACGAUGAACGAGAAAUGAAUGAAGGCGGAGAGAGAAAAGAAUGAGGAAAAUGCACGGAACGGGAGCGAAAGAUAUAGUUUGACGAGGUUUAGUAUGCUGUACUUGUCGUUCUUAUGUUUUUUGAUCUUGCCAUGUUUAUAAUUCUGUAAUCUUUGCUCGAGUAUUAAUUGAAUGUAUAUUUAUAUAUGACUUGAAAAACCUGAACGUCUCAUAGCCCGAUAUCU
Molecule: messenger RNA, 1258 nt
Organism: Myxozyma melibiosi
Lineage: Eukaryota; Fungi; Ascomycota; Lipomycetes; Lipomycetales; Lipomycetaceae
Exons: 3
Coding region: 194-970 (258 amino acids)
Cellular component (GO): endoplasmic reticulum; endoplasmic reticulum membrane
Source: RefSeq, a predicted model, not a curated record